Molecule: messenger RNA, 2619 nt
Organism: Diaporthe amygdali
Lineage: Eukaryota; Fungi; Ascomycota; Sordariomycetes; Diaporthales; Diaporthaceae
Product: alpha-actinin
Exons: 3
Coding region: 1-2619 (872 amino acids)
Biological process (GO): actin filament bundle assembly; actin cytoskeleton organization
Cellular component (GO): cortical actin cytoskeleton; plasma membrane; cell junction
Molecular function (GO): calcium ion binding; actin lateral binding
Source: RefSeq, a predicted model, not a curated record
AUGCAGGCCCAAGACGGGGGAGCAGUGGGUCCCUCCGGCAACACGCUGUAUUAUUUACCAGGCGGGGAACACGAGGCGUCGACAACAACCAAUGCGACGCCGCCAUCUUUCGAUCCAGGCUAUGAGAGGCCGCCAUCGCUAAUCUCCACGGCUUCCGACUGUCUUUCGGACACUUUUAGCAGCUACGACUCGAGAAGAUCCACAGUCAGCAGUGUCUCCUCCGCCGCCACAGCUCCAAGCCAAAGUCAAUAUCAACAACACCCGCACCCCUCCGUCACCUCGUCGCCCUCUUCCCGUUCUUGCGACCCACAAUCACAAGCGAAUUCCCCGCAGCGACCGCUGACUCGGAGCCGCGAGAACGCCAAACAAUUGCAUGCUGCCCGCCUCCAGAAACGCGCCGCCUCCCAGAGCUUGGCCAGCGACCCUGCCGCCGACCACAAGGACGACCGCGACCCCGACGACCCAUCUGUUCGCCUCCGCCGAAGAGCUGGAAGCGCCCGCCGCUUUCGAAAAGGCACCAACCCCGGAUCUAAGCAGGCUGCCCUCGCUGCCACCGAACCAGGCGCGCCGCCUCAUGAGAAGCUCCUAACCAAGAUGGCCUUUGCUGAGCAGCAGCACUGGAUCACCGUCCAGCAAAAGACCUUUACCAAAUGGCUCAACACGAAGAUAGACGUCAGGGGCCUGGAGGUUAAGGACCUGGUCAAGGACCUGAGCGACGGUGUCAUCCUCAUCCACUUGUUAGAAUGUUUGUCUCAGGAGUCUCUGGGUCGUUACGCCGCGAAGCCGAAGCUCAGGGUGCAGCGUUUCGAAAAUGUGAACCUCGGUCUGGACUUUGUCAAGUCGAGGGGAAUCCAGAUGGUGAACAUGGGUGCCGAGGAUGUGGUCGACGGAAACAGGAAGAUCAUACUCGGCCUGAUAUGGACGCUCAUUUUACGAUUUACGAUCAGUGACAUUAACGAGGAGGGCAUGACGGCAAAGGAAGGUCUCUUGCUGUGGUGUCAACGGAAGACGGCGUGUUACGAGGAAUGCGAUGUCCGGGAUUUCAGUGCGAGCUGGAACGAUGGUCUGGCCUUCUGUGCGCUCUUGGACAUCCACAGACCCGACUUGAUCGACUAUGACCAACUCGACAAGUCAGACCACAAGGGUAACAUGCAGCUUGCAUUCGACAUCGCCCAUAAGGAGAUCGGCAUCCCCAAGCUGCUGGAUGUUGAAGAUGUUGCCGACGUGCCGAAGCCUGACGAGCGAAGUUUGAUGACUUAUAUCGCUUACUGGUUCCACGCUUUCUCGCAAAUGGAGAAGGUUGAGAACGCUGGUCGACGAGUGGAGAAGUUUGUGAACAACAUGCAAGGCGCGUGGGAGAUGCAAAGCGCCUACGAAAGACGGAUGAGGGCCCUGCUCAAGGCCAUUCGAGAACAGGUUGAAAGCUGGCAGACUGCAAAGUUUGAGGGAACCUACGCAGAUGCAAAAGCACAGGCAACACAGUUUUCGGCUUACAAAAGAGGGGAGAAGAGGGAAUGGGUUGCAGAGAAGAGCGAAUUGGCGACGUUACUCGGCAACAUCAAGACUAAACUUGGCACAUACCGCCUGAGGCCAUACGAUCCACCAGUGGAGCUGAGCUUAGAGACCUUGGACAAAGAGUGGACAAGGCUUUCGAGUGCAGAGAUGGCCAGGGGUCAACUGAUAAAUGAGACCAUCCGAGACAUCAAAAAUGCUCUACGCAAAUCAUUCGCAGACAAAGCAAACGACUUUGCCAUGGCCCUCAACACGAUGCAACUGGCCAUAUCAGGGCUGGAAGGUGAUGUGGAAGACCAACUGCACCACGUCCGCAAGCUUAGCGAUAACCUCCCUCCUUUGGACGCCUACCUCCAGAAGAUCGCUGAGGUUGACGCCAAGUGUGAAGAGGCGAAUAUCGAGGAGAACGACUUCACAACCUACACCUAUGACGAGCUCUGCUACGAGCUGUCCCUGGUCAAGACGUCCGUGUCCAAAAAGCUGUCCUUCCUGGACAACCAGAUGGUCGCGCGCAGCAUGACCAACCUCACGCCGAUCCAACUCGAGGAGUUCGAGUCGGUAUUCAAGCAUUUCGACCGCGACGACUCCAACAAUUUGGCAGAAAUCGAGUUCAGCGCAGCGCUCGCGUCCUUGGGACUGGUCUUCUCCGAAGACGAGAUGCACGACUACUUCGAGGAGGCGUCCGAUGGACGCGACCGCGUCAGCUUCGAGCAGUUCAUCCGCUUCAUGGUGGACGUGACCGAGGACCAGAACACAGCCGAGCAGGUGUUCCAGUCAUUCCGUGAGGUCGCAGACGGCAAGCCAUACGUCACGGAGAUGGACCUGCGGCACUCGCUGGUGCCGGACGAGGUCAUCGAGAAGCUCAUCGAGAUGAUCCCGCCGCACAAGGGGCCAGACAUGCAGUCGGACCGCGGCCAACCGCAGUACGACUACAUUGCCUUCAUGGAGAAGAUGAUCUCGGACGAGCGCGCCGCCGCAUUUGGGGCCGGGUCGGCCUCGGGCAGGUCCAGCCCGACCAAGAGCGGCGGCCCACUGUCGGAGAGGACCAACGGCUCCAACGCGAGCGGCAGCCCGAAGAGCCCUGCGAAGUCCAACGGCGGUCACUGA